Molecule: messenger RNA, 1080 nt
Organism: Rhododendron vialii
Lineage: Eukaryota; Viridiplantae; Streptophyta; Magnoliopsida; Ericales; Ericaceae
Product: alpha-1,3-arabinosyltransferase XAT2-like
Exons: 1
Coding region: 1-1080 (359 amino acids)
Molecular function (GO): glycosyltransferase activity
Source: RefSeq, a predicted model, not a curated record
AUGAACGUUUAUCCACCAUUCAGUCAACAUAUGCCCCAAGCCAAUCGCACAAUCCGUCCAUAUGCACGGCAGGAAGAUGAGACGGCCAUGAGUUUGGUUUCACCAGUCCAGAUACUUCAGGGAAACAUCACUCCUCCAGCUUGUCAAUAUACCCACAACGUCCCAGCCGUAGUCUUCUCAUCCGGCAGCUUCGCAGGAAACUUAUUCCAUGAAUUCAGCGAAAUACUCAUUCCUUUGUUCAUCACUAGUCGCCACUUCCAAUCUCGCUUACACUUCAUUGUUACCGAUUUCAGUCCUUCGUUCAUUGGUAAAUUUGAGGAUAUACUGUCCCAUUUGUCUAGCUACAAAGUUAUUAAUCCGACAGCAAAUGGCAGCGUGCAUUGCUUUCCUGGAGCUGUUGUUGGACUUCACUACCAUGGCAAUCUUGCCAUAAAAUCCUCUGAUAUCCCCAGGGGUUACUCCAUGCUCGAUUUCAAGCAGUUCCUCAGAAAAUCAUACAAUCUGAAGAUACGAGAUUUGUCACAGCCAGAACAACCGGUGUUGAUACUUAUAUCUCGUCAAAGUUCAAGAAGGUUUCUGAACGAAAAUGAGAUGGUGACCAUGAUGAAGGCAUUAGGCUUCAAAGUUGUCAUCGCAAGGCCUAAUGCGAUGUCCAAUUUAGACAAGUACGCACAGGUGGUGAACACAUCCAGUGUAAUGGUUGGCGCCCAUGGAGCUGGGCUUACGAACGCUCUCUUCUUGCCCCAAGGGGCUGUCCUGGUGCAAUUGGUGCCGCUAGGCGUAGACUGGGCCUCAACCAACUACUUUGGCGGGCCAGCUACGGAGAUGGGUUUGAAUUACAUAGAGUACAAAAUAGAACCGGAGGAAAGCUCUCUCCUGUCCUUUUACGGCUGUAAUCACCCUGUCAUUACUAAUCCAGCAUCCAUAUUCGCGAAAGGGUAUACGGCUGCCAGGGCUGUAUACAUCGACCGGCAAAAUAUGUAUAUUAAUGUUGUGAGUUUUAGAAAGACUCUUGUCAAAGUACUUCGACUUCUGGGGCGCUCAGCUCCUUCGGGUCGAAGAAACCGUGUUCUAAGAUGA